This is a messenger RNA of Lachancea sp. 'fantastica', 1518 nucleotides long. Lineage: Eukaryota; Fungi; Ascomycota; Saccharomycetes; Saccharomycetales; Saccharomycetaceae. The record is from the annotation of a GenBank genome assembly.
AUGUUCAGACAGUCGAAACGCAGGGUUGCGAGCAGGAGAAAUUUCGACGACAGUUCGAACUCAUCGUCGGGAAAAUUUAUACUCAAAGGAACAGCGUCAGAAGAUGAGAAAAGGCUCUAUGAGUCCUUGUACCAGUCAAAGAUAUCUUUCUACGCCGCUCCUCCCAGAGGUGAAAUAACGUUGGAGCAGUUCGAAUUGUGGGCCAUUGAUAGACUCAAAGUUCUUCUCGAAAUCGAAUCGUGCCUUCAAAGAAACAAGCCAGUUCGAGAAAUGGAAAUGAUCGUAAAACCACUUCUACAGAAACUCCUACCGUUAACCACCGACGACGUGGAAAUGCGUAAAAAGGACUACUACUCUCAUUUCAUUUUGAGACUAUGUUUCUGCAGAUCCAAGGAACUGCGCGAUAAAUUUGUGCGUUCAGAAACCACGCUGUUAAGGCUUCGUUUCAACAUGCUCACGUCUCAGGAUCAGGCUAAGUUCGUCAAAACUCUCGAUCUCCCAUUUUUGCAGUUCAUAUCUGACGAGGAAAAAGAAGAACUCUCUACAGAACUAUACCAAACUAUCAGCGCCGCAUUGCAGUUCCAGCUAAAUCUAACGGAUGAAAACCAGCGUCGCCAAUAUUUUAACCAGGAAAAAUUCAUCAAAUUGCCAUUCGAGUCGGUUGUUGACUUGGUAGGGAACAGACAGGUAUUCAUCAAGAAGGGAUCGGCCUAUUUACCCCAGUUUCAACAACUCAACCACAUCGCUAACGAAUCCGCCAGCAUGCUUUCUACAGCACUAUUGAAGACUUCUCAAAACAUCCCACGUCUAAAUGAAGAAGAUCGGUUGCUGCCAAUUCUCCACCACUUAUCUUCUGGUUACGACGCUUCCAAUUUCGCGCUCCAGGACCAAUUCGGACAAGCUUCACAAGGUGAAGUUAAUGCGAUAAGUGUUUAUUCGGCGAAGAUCGAAGAAAAUUUCCCACUCUGUGCGAAGAAUCUGAUUAACGGGUUGAAGACCACACACCAUCUACGAUACCAGGCUCGUCAGCAACUCACUUUUUUCCUCAAGGGAGUUGGUAUGAAUGUCGAUGAUGCCUUACAGUUUUGGUCUGAUGCGUUUGCUAAGGGUGGCAUCACAACGGAAAAAUUCAAUAAGGAAUACAAGUACAACUUUAGACAUAACUAUGGGUUGGAAGGUAAUAGAAUCAAUUACAAACCGUGGGAUUGUCGGACAAUUCUGUCAAAGCCUCGGCCUUCAAGAGGAGAAUUCCAUGGCUGUCCUUACAGAGAUUGGAAUGUCGACAAAUUGACAUUAGAACUCUCUCAAGGAAUGAAAUUGACACCGACUCAAGUGACUAGCGUCUUGGACAAUGUCGAGCGGACCGAAUACACGGUCGCGUGCACUAAAGUGUUUGAAAUGACGCAUGGUGGUUCUACAAAUGUUGAGAUCAACGAUCAAACCCAUAUUUCACACCCAAAUCUCUAUUACGAAAGAUCGCGACAACUCCAGAAGAAAGCAGAAGGUACAUCCACAUAA